AUGGCGGAGGCAGCGGAGGAGGGCGGCGGGGGAGGGGGGACUCGCCGGCUCCGUCGACUUCUCCGGCAGCCGAGGGAGAGCGGCUACGCCGGCCAGGACCGCCCCCUGCUGAUUCCGCCUCCGGCGAGGAAGGACGGCUUCGCAUCGGCUGCUCUCCUCCGCGGGCUGGGAUGCUCAUCGGCUGCGGCGGCGCAGGCCUACGCACCGUCGUCUGCCGCCGCCGUAGUGCGGUCGUCCGCCGAUUGGCAGGCUAAGCCGGCGAGCUGCCGGAGGAAGAAAAUCAAGGCGCCGUGGAAGAAGGCGAGGGACCGGCAGCGGCAUCCUUCCUCCGCGCAUCCGAGGAGAAACUCGGCGGGGGGAACCGAACUCUGGUGCGCCCCGGGGGUCGCCUUCGCCGCCUCCGCUGACGAUUCAGUCGAUUGCGUCGUGUCUCAGCAGCCUCCGAUGUUGCCUCCGGCGGGGAGCAGAGGCGGGAGAGCCGCCGAUGGAGAUAGGAUCGCAAGAGAGGUGCGUAUAGGGAUCCGAGGCUAUGAUGCUUUCCUGUGAGGAAGGAUUAGGAUGGAUCGUCUUUCCUUUUUGCUUCGCUUGAUCGCAUUUAGUUGCAGAGGACUUGCAUCGAGAGGCGAGGAGGACGAAGGCUGGAACAGCUCUCCUCGUUCCUAAAUUCUCUUCCCGAUUCCACCGACGAGUUGCCAAAUUUUCGAUCUGAUCAGAUGCCGUCGGGACAUCGCCGCCGUCUCCCAAACUGCCGUAUCCCUCAUGGGGGCCUCGAGGAGGUACACCUCUCCUGUCUCUGUGGUUGGCAUUUAGCUCCUCUGGAUACCAGCAUUUCAGGAACUAGAUGCUGAAAUAUUAUUUAUUAUUUUUUCUGCGAAGUUUUGUCAUUUGCUUCUUGUUUGUCUUUGUUUUCUACCUAUCGGGCUUUCAGGAUUAGAACAUCUUUAUGAUCAUUUACGAUCCCUUUUUUCGGAGCUGUGGUGGCUAAAUUUUCCAAAAUAGAUGAGCAGCGUUUGAUUCAUCGAAUCUAAAUCCUUCGCAUCCAAUUUCACUUACGUGUGUUAUCAGAAGAACAUGCAGUUUUGUUCACCCUUAGGAUUUUCUCAUGAUAAACACCCUUAGAAAAAAAAUCGUCCAUAUUUUAAAAUUGUACCUGAAUUACCUUGAAUAAACACCCACCUCAUCCAUAAUUAUCUCUUCUUUCUUGCUUCUUUGGGGAAUGGAGGAAGAAACUCAUCACGCUCUUGUAAAAGCCUCAGAUAACCCACACCACGAGUGACCCAUUUAUGGAAGCAUCCCCAAUUUUUGGGCAAUGCUUCAAGUCAAAGGGGCUGCUUAAUUCGAACUAUUUGAAACGUCAAUCAACCUCGUCUUCAGAGGAAGCGACCCUCUUUUGAUGUCUUUUAUAGCAGACGCUAGGGGGCGUGGGAUUUAUCUGAGUGGUCGAUGGAUCAUAUACGUGUGUGUAAGUCUGCAAGAUGGUCGCUUUCCAUGGUCAACUUCAUCCCAAGAAAUAACCUGUGAUAGGAAGGAUAACAUCCUCUCCCUACAGAGAGAGAGAGAGAGAGAGAGAGAGAGGCUAAGGUGGGGGAAAGGGUAUUCCCUAAGUGGGUAGUAGCUGGAGGAUCCUGGCAUAGAACUGAAGAAUGUUCGUGCUAAAGACAGGCAAGUGAGCUUAGAGUCUGAUUAUCUCCUCAAAAUCCUUCAGAGAGAAUGCAAUUCAGGCGGUUUACAUUUUUUUUUUGAAAUAAUCCCCUUAAACAGCCAGUUGACAAUGGGGAGCGAACCUCUCUCUCUCUCUCUCUCUCUCUCUCUCUCUCUCUCUCUCUCUCUCUCUCUCUCUAUUCCAAAACCUGGAUCCCUGUUGUCACCAGCGUCUCUUACCCGCCUCCAUAAGUUAACUUCUAUUCAUGCAGAAUCAUGAUGCUCCAGAGUAGAUUUAAUGACCACACCAAUUUGUUUCCUCUUGAAAUAUCCUUAAAACAAGUCGGCAAUGGGUUGACUCUCUCUCUCCCUCUCUCCAGCAACAGUUUGGGCAUUUGCUGUGAAAUCUGACUUCCCUGAUGCUCCAGAGUAGAUUUAAUGACCACACCCACUUGUUUACUCUUGAAAUAUCCUUAAAAUAACAACAAGACGGCAAUGGGUUCUCUCUCUCUUAACAGUUUGACCUUUUCCUGUGGCAUCCGAUUCCCCUGCGUUGACUUCUUCUACCCCCUCUGCAGAUCAUGAUGCUCCAGAGCAGGCUGCUGCUGGGCGGCAUGGACAUCUACGAUCAGUACCAGGACCUCCGGCUCGACGUGGAUAACAUGUCCUACGAGGUCCUCACUCUCUCUUUCUCUCUCUCUUUCUCUCUCUCUCCUCUCACUAACCAACCUACCCACAGGAACUGCUGGAGCUGGGAGACAAGAUCGGCUAUGUGAGCACCGGACUGAGGGAGGAAGAGAUCUUCCAGUGCCUGAGGAAAACGAGGCAGUCGGUCUUCGGCGGCCCCCCGGUGGGGCCCAACCACAGGGCAGUGGAGAAGACCUGCAGCAUCUGCCAGGUGGGACCCCAUGUCCCUGCCACCUCUCCUUCUCCAAUUACCCCCCGCCUGGUCUUUCUCUAAUAAUAAUCUCAUCCGUGUUUUUUUUUCCCAGGAGGAAUACGAAGCUGGCGACGAGCUGGGGAAGCUGCCCUGCGGCCACUGCUACCACAUGCUGUGCAUAAGGCAGUGGCUCCUCCACAAGAACGCCUGCCCCGUUUGUAAGUCAGCUGCUUCCACAGGUUGA
Messenger RNA from Spirodela intermedia, 2765 nucleotides. NCBI's taxonomy places the organism in Eukaryota, Viridiplantae, Streptophyta, Magnoliopsida, Alismatales, Araceae. The record is from the annotation of a GenBank genome assembly.